Fonsecaea multimorphosa CBS 102226 is the source of this 1518-nucleotide messenger RNA. RefSeq lists its product as uncharacterized. NCBI's taxonomy places the organism in Eukaryota, Fungi, Ascomycota, Eurotiomycetes, Chaetothyriales, Herpotrichiellaceae. Bases 1 to 1518 code for a protein of 505 amino acids. The record is from RefSeq and is a predicted model, not a curated record. Gene Ontology annotation, biological process: transmembrane transport. Gene Ontology annotation, molecular function: transmembrane transporter activity. Gene Ontology annotation, cellular component: membrane. The transcript has a single exon.
AUGGGCAAACUCGAGCAGUCAUCAAUCUCCCACCGAGAGGCGGUCAGCGGCGAAGGCGGUUCGUCCUUCGACUCUCCAGGGGCGUCGCUGGAAGACCACCGGCGAGGCAUCGAGCCAUCAAACCGGACCUUAUCGCGGAUCUCGACAACCUCGAAUGUCGAAUAUAAAGUGUACAAACGACGCUUCUUCGGCCUGGCUCAGUUAGUUUUGCUGAACAUCGUGGUCUCUUGGGACUGGAUUGCAUUUGCUCCCGUGUCGAAGACCUCGGCCAAGUACUUCCACACCUCCGAGACCAACAUCAACUGGGUUUCGACGGCGUUUCUCUUCGCCUACUGCGCCACCACGCCACCUACCUUCUAUGUCCUGCACAGGUAUGGCACCAAGACCGCCAUCAUCAUAGCCGCCUCCUUGGUGCUGGUCGGCAACUGGGUCAAAUACGGCGCGACCCGGGCAAACAGCUUCGGUGGCGUCAUGGUCGGGCAGUUGAUCAUUGGCUUCGCGCAGCCGUUCGUCCUGUCUUCUCCCACGAGUUACUCCAACCUCUGGUUCAGCCCAGACGGCCGCACCACCGCCACAGCACUGGCGUCGUUGUCGAACCCCUUUGGCGCAGCGCUGGGCCAACUCAUUUCACCUUUCUGGGCAGACGAACCACACGAGAUCCCCAAUAUGAUCCUGUACAUCUCGAUCAUAUCCUCGGUCGCGAGCGUGCCGGCUUUCUUCAUCCCGUCAAGACCGCCCUCCCCACCCUCGGCGGGUUCGGCGGCGGACCACAUGGACCGCACGUCUCUGCGUCAAGAUUUCCGCACGCUAUCCCGCUCCCCGGAGUUCUACCUCCUCUUCCUCCCCUUCGUCUUCUACGUGGGCUUCUUCAACGCCUUCUCGUCUCUGCUCAAUCAGAUCUUCGAGCCGUACGGCUUCAGCGAGACCAACGCCGGCAUCGCGGGCGCCAUCUUGAUCGUGGUGGGCCUCGUCUGUGCGGCCAUCUCGAGCCCCAUCAUCGACAAGUACAAGUUUUAUUUGGCCUACGUCAAGGUUGCCGUCCCGGUGGUGGCAAUCUGCUAUGUAAUCGUCAUCUGGGCGCCGCAAUCCCGAUCACUGGCGUACGUCUUUGUCGUCUGUGCCCUUCUCGGGGCCGCGAGUUUCGGCCUCGUGCCCGUGGCGCUGGAAUUCCUCGUCGAGAUCCACUAUCCCCUGGGGCCUGAGUUGGGGAGUAGUUUCUGCUGGUGUGGCGGCCAGCUCUUGGGAGGCAUCUUCAUUGUCAUCAUGAAUGCACUGAAGGAUGGUCCGAACGCCCAUCCACCCAAGAACAUGAAGCGGGCUUUGAUCUUCCAAGCGGUGUUGGCGGUCUUGGUGAUGCCGGCUCCAUUGUGUCUUGGGUUGUUCGGCCGCCAGGGCCGUGUGAGAAGGAAGCGGUGGGAGGCAGAUCGCAGUACGGCGGAAGAGGUGGUGGAGGGUUACGUUGACAGAGUGGAAGAUGAUGAGCAGACUUUGCAAGGGCGGGACUCCAGAUCUGCGUGA